Messenger RNA from Elaeis guineensis (African oil palm), 1870 nucleotides. RefSeq names its product probable serine protease EDA2. The record is from RefSeq and is a predicted model, not a curated record. Gene Ontology annotation, molecular function: serine-type exopeptidase activity; dipeptidyl-peptidase activity. Gene Ontology annotation, biological process: proteolysis. Gene Ontology annotation, cellular component: vacuole. Lineage: Eukaryota; Viridiplantae; Streptophyta; Magnoliopsida; Arecales; Arecaceae.
GAACGACGCGGUGUCCAGUGGGACACGGAGCCCCGAAUAGAUCGUGUGUCCGUGACCCGGCAAGGAUACACGACUUCUGGUCUAUCCGCGAACCUACCGACCAUUUCUGUAGUCGGAGCCCGACGGGAGGAGAUGAAGGCCCUCGCCGGAUUCCUCUCCCUCCUCCUCCACCUCCUUCUCCUCUCGGCCGCGGAGUCUCGGCGUCUCCGCCUACCGCGCAGCAGCAGCGCCUACCUCACCAAAGAAGAGCACUGGUUCAAUCAGACCCUCGAUCACUUCUCCCCAAUUGACCAUCUUCAAUUCAAGCAGCGGUUUUAUGAAUUUCUUGAUUACUAUCAAGAUGGUGGACCCAUAUUCUUGAAAAUAUGUGGCGAAUCUGCCUGCAAUGGGAUUGUUAAUGAUUAUACAUCAGUAUUGGCAAAGAAGUUUGGUGCUGCUUUGGUUUCUCUUGAGCAUCGCUAUUAUGGGAAGAGUUCCCCUUUCGAGUAUUUAACAACAGAAAACCUAAGAUUUCUAUCUUCAAAGCAGGCUUUAUUUGACUUGGCAGUUUUCCGCCAGUAUUAUCAGGAAUACUUGAAUGCAAAAUACAAUAUCUCAAAAGUUGAAAAUUCCUGGUUUGUUUUUGGUGUUUCAUAUCCUGGAGCACUCAGUGCCUGGUUCCGUUUGAAGUUCCCUCACUUAACAUGCGGAAGUCUUGCAAGUUCAGCUGUUGUUCUUGCUAUCUACAACUUCACAGAAUUUGACAAGCAGAUUGGAGAGUCAGCUGGUGCUGAAUGCAAAGCUGCCCUUCAAGAAGUAACCAAACUUGUUGAUGAACAACUUCAGUCCAAUGGAAGUUCAGUGAAGAAGCUGUUUGGUGCAGUCUCGCUAAAAAAUGAUGGUGACUUUUUGUACUUAUUGGCCGAUGCUGCAGUCAUCGCGUUUCAGUACGGCAAUCCAGAUGUUCUAUGUACCCCACUUGUUGAUGCCAAGAAGAAUGGGAAAGACUUGGUGGAAACAUAUGCUAGCUAUGUGAAAGAUUAUUACCUUGGACAAUUUGGGGCAUCAGUUUUAACUUACGAUCAGCAACAUUUGAAGAACACAACUCCUGGUGUAGAGGAGAGUGCUGAUAGACUGUGGUGGUUCCAAGUUUGUACUGAGGUUGCAUAUUUCCAAGUGGCACCCCAAAAUGAUAGUGUCCGUUCUUCAAAAAUUGAUACAAGGUACCAUUUGGAUCUCUGCAAAAAUGUUUUUGGAGAAGGAAUCUAUCCUGAUGUGGACAUGACCAACAUAUACUAUGGAGGCACAAAAAUAGCUGGUUCGAGGAUCAUAUUUACCAAUGGCUCACAAGAUCCCUGGCGCCACGCCUCCAAGCAAACAUCAUCCCCAGAUUUACCAUCCUACUUGAUCAAAUGCCAUAAUUGUGGACACGGUACUGAUCUUAGAGGUUGUCCCCAGUCGCCUCUGAGCAUUGAAGGUAAUGCUGAAAACUGCACUUCUCCUGAAGCAGUCCAGAAAGUGAGGCAGCAGAUGAUAGAAGAUAUUGACCUGUGGCUCUCAGAGUGCCAAAGUAUAGAAGGAGGGAUGAUUUCAAGUGCUUGAUUGCUUUCAUAAUUCAAGUUUAUUCUGGAAGCCUAAUUCUUCUUCAGUGAUAAAUUGAACUAGAGAGGAAGAAUAUAUUUGUUAGGUAUGCUGCAUAAAUCAUAUAUCUGAGUGAUUAAUGAUGGACUUGCUCAUCUAAUUUAUGUAUUCGCAGAAUAUUUCUUUGCUCGCAAAAUGGCUAAAGUCUUAUGACCUUGUAAUUGUUAUGUCUAAAAUUUUAUUUGUAUAACUAAUUGGAAGUAUCUAACUUAAAAGGAAAAGAAUAAAGAUACCAAGGGCCUUUUUAUUA